AUGCAGCUGGUCAUCCUGGCCUGGCUGUUGUCCAUCGCUGCGGCCGCUCCCUCCCCUUGCGAGUCAGAGAUGAACAAGAUCAAGGACCUGCUGCAGGUGAGCUGCGAGGACCGAGGCUUGACCGCCCUCCCUGCGGGGCUGCCUCCGGACACCGGCCUCCUGUUCCUGACCUCCAACUGCUUCGAGCACUUCUCUUUGGCCACCUUACUGCCGUUUGACCAGCUGACCGAGCUGGACCUCUCCAACAACAGCCUGGCCACCUUGGAGACCCAGGCCAAGUCCCCACUGGCGGCCCUCCAUAGCUUGUUUCUCUCCCACAAUGCCUUGGGCUCCUUGCCCGCCUUGCACGGCCUCCCCGCCUUGACCCGCUUGACCUUGGGCCACAAUGGUCUGGAGAGACUGCCCGAGGGGGGCUUCAAGGAGGUGAAGGGCCUCCAGGAACUCCAGCUGCAAGGAAACCGUCUCCGGCAAUUGCCCACCGAAGUCUUCCGAGGUCUAUCCGACCUGAAAGACCUGGACCUUUCGGACAAUGAGCUGGAAGAGCUUCCGGCGGAGCUGCUGUCCGGUCUGAGCGCACUGGAGAUCCUGCGGCUGGAGCGGAACCGCCUGCGCCACGUCCCAGAAGGCUUCUUCCCGGAGGAGAACACCUUCGCCUACGUCUACCUGGUGGGAAACCCCUGGCGCUGUGAUUGCGACCUCGUCUACCUGCGGGAGUGGCUGAACGACAACGAGUUUGCCGUCUACACGCGGGCCCAAGUGGGCGAGAAGGAGGUCACCGAGAACGAGCCCGAGAGUGUCCGCUGCCAGGCUCCGGCCAAAGAGAAGGGCACCCCCGUUAUGCACUUCCAGUCUCAGUGCCGGACGCUUGGGGACAGCGAUGGAGGGGCGAAAGAGGAGGAUGGAGGAGAGGAGGAGGGUCAUCCCAGCAGCCCCUUGACCACCACGGCGUCCUCCACCAUGGCCGCAAUCGUCCCCACAACUACCAUGACACCACACUUGACCUCUGCCAUGCCCAUUGCCACGACCUUUGCUCCCAAGACCACAGCUCUGACCCCAGGUGUCCCCUCAACAAUGUCUGCUAUCCCUUCGACGCCUACAACAAGUACUAUGUCCUCUCCAAGGUUCACUACCAGACCCACCACCCCAAGGCCUCCAGCCACAACUUUUGACCCCAGCACCACUCUGACCCCAGGUGACCCCUCGACGACUUUCACCACCCCUUCGGCACCUAUGACCACCACUACAUCCCAACCAUGGUUCACUACUGGACACUCCACCACAACAGCCAGCACCACUAUGAUCCCGGAUGAACCCACAAUGACUUCCACCACCCCUUCGGCACCUACAACCACCUCUAUGUCCUCUCCAAGGUUCACUACUGGACACUCCACCCCAAGGCCUUCAGCCACGACCUUUGACCCCAGCACCAACACUGCUCUGACCAUGUCCUCCACUUUGGUGCCUGUGCCCACAUCUGCCUCCUCUCCAGAGACCACAACUGGACCCUUGACCACUUCUAUGCCCACAACCACAUGUGUGGUCCCUCCCGCCCCCACUGCCCACUGCCUCUGCCCAGCCACUGCCCACCAUCGCAGCCCCCUCCGCCACCGCCGCCCUCGUCUGACCUGGGGAGGCUGGCUGUCCAGCCACUGCUGCCCGCUCCGCCUGGCGCUGUACUUGUUCUGCCUGGUGUUGGUGGCCCUGCCCUCCUUGGCCCUGCUCUGUGUCCUGUGCUGCGGCCAUCACCCCCACCGGUCAGCCCUCCAGCACACCCCAGAGGCCCACCUGCUCAGGUACCAGCCGCUCCGGGCAGAAGUGGAGUCUCAGGAACCAUGGGUUGGUGGCGGAGCAUUGUCCGGGCACCCGACCUUCCGCGUCUGCAAGACCUUCCCGGUGGGCCAUGUCUCCUGGCUCCUGGUCAGUCUGCCGGCCAAACCAGCCAGGUCAGAGAGGUCACAGAGGGAGAGUCGACUGUCCUGCUACAGUGUGGGUCGCGGGGGAGACGCCCUGGGGGCCGUGAGGGUCCGCUAUACCACUGCCUCCUUAUAGGGCUCUUCAAUGGGGGUCUCAGGGCUGGGAGGGACCCCCAAAGGCCAUCUAGUACAACAAACAUCUCCUGUAAUUGGGGCUGAGAGUCCAAGGGUCUCAGGACUGGAAGAGACCCCCAAAGGCCAAGUAGGUAGAAUAAUUAAAUAUAUAGAAUCAUAUAGUUGGAAGAGACCAUAUAUAGAACCAUAGAAUAGAUUAGAUACCACUAUUUACUCGAAUCUAAUGCUCACCUAAAUGAUCUCGGCCAAAAUUAAGGCGCACAUUAGAUUCACAUAAU
This is a messenger RNA of Anolis sagrei ordinatus, 2326 nucleotides long. The record is from RefSeq and is a predicted model, not a curated record. Lineage: Eukaryota; Metazoa; Chordata; Lepidosauria; Squamata; Anolidae.